UAAGACUAAACCACAAAUUACAAGUCUCUGAACAGUGACUCAGCAAUUGCUGAGCAUUUUGGAAGGGAUAAUAACAGCUGAAUUACACCAGACAGUCCUGGUCUGAUCUGACAACAGUCUCAGCCAGCUGUCUCCCAGCAGAAUGGAGUGGGCGCUAGAGGGUGUUUUGAUACAAGCCACGUUGAUCAUCGCCACAAUAGCAGGUCUCUUAUAUUCCUACAUCACUAGGAACUACAACUAUUGGAAGCAGAAAGGUAUUCCACAUGAAGAACCUACCUUCCCCUUCGGCAACGGGCAAGAUCUUGUACUAGCAAGAAAACAUUUGGGUGCAUUUUACGAGACAUUCUACAAGAAGUUCAAGAAGAAUAAGUAUGGCGGAAUAUAUGAAGUUCGAAAACCGACUUUAAUCGUAACUGAUCUAGACAUUGUGAAACAAAUCCUGACAAAGGACUUUUAUCACUUCAUGGACCGUCCGUUACCUCCUAAGUCUUCCCAUGAUUUCCUCGCCAAUCAUUUAUUUGCCAUGGAGGGAAAAGAGUGGAAAGAAAUGAGAACGAAGUUGACCCCGACGUUUACCUCUGGAAGGAUGAAACAGAUGUUUACGCUGAUAGAGAAAUGCUCUGAGCAACUUAAGAAACAUCUGGAACCGUUGGCUUUGAAUGAUGAAACAAUCGAUGUCAAGGAUUUAACAAGUCGUUUUACCCUUGAUAUAAUUUCCACUUGCGCUUUUGGUUUGGAUGUAAACACUUUGCAAGAUUCUAAUGCUGACAUUUUUGAUAUAAGUCAAUUGAUAUUCAGGCAGUCAAAAUGGAAAAUGGUCAAACGAUUUUUCAUGUCGACAUUUCCGGUUACAGCGAAUGUGUUUGGUAUGUCUUUGACGGACGAUCGAGUAAAGGAUUUUCUUUUAAAGUUAACUGAAACAACAGUAAAAUACAGAGAAGAAAACAAUGUGAGCAGAAAUGACUUUAUGGAUCUUCUGAUCAAAGUAAAGAACAAUGCUUCUUUGGAUGAUGACUCUCACGCUCAAAACAAGAAUCAUGGGUUAAAGGAAAAUGCAUUAACACUGAAAGAAAUGGCUGCUCAAGCAUUUGUGUUCUUUGCUGCUGGGUUUGAAACAGCUUCUUCUACAACCACGUUCGUGUUGUACGAGCUUGCACGCAAUCCAGACUUGCAGGAGAAGUUGAGACGGGAAAUUGACGAAGUUCUGGAGAAUCACAACGGAAAAAUUACCUACCAAGCAAUCCAGGAGAUGAACUACAUGGAACAAGUGCUAAAUGAAACAUUGCGUAUGUAUGCAUCAGUUCCAGCUUUGAUCCGCAAGUGCACUGAGCCGUAUAAAAUACCAGACAAAAACGUAACUCUGGAUCUCAAUGUAAAAGUUGUAAUUCCAAGCUAUGCUAUUCAUCAUGACCCAGAUAUUUACCCAGAACCAUUCAAAUUCGACCCAGAAAGAUUUAGUGAAGUAAAUAUCAGAAGUAGACACAAUUACUCCUUCCUACCUUUUGGCGAAGGUCCACGAGUGUGUAUUGGUAUGAGAUUUGGCAAGAUGCAGGUGAAGGCUGGAUUGAGUACGAUAAUAUCUAACUAUGAGUUGAGCAUUACACCAGAAACUCCCAUACCCUUGGAGAUAACUCCUAACAGUAUAGUGACCGCUUCUGUCAAACCAAUCAAGUUGAGGUUCUCCAAGAGAUCAUCAUAGUGUGCCAAUGGGGCAACUUAGUGUGAAAGUGUUUUGUAAAAGUGCUCUUCGAUUAUCUGAAGUACUAGAACCGAUGUUUCUAAAAACUGUGAUAAAGAACAAUUUACAACUAAAGCAGAACCUUUUGAUCCUAUAGAACUCAACCUUCCAUCCCAAUGUUGAAGUUGGUUACAAAGACUAUUAAAAAAACUGUACAUUAAAUAUUAUCCGGUUAUUGUACAGGAGAAAAGAAAACUGUUGUAGUUCGCUUGUUUAUGGAUAUCUUUUGAUAAAUAUUUGACAAUUA
Messenger RNA from Macrosteles quadrilineatus (aster leafhopper), 1985 nucleotides. Its product is annotated as probable cytochrome P450 6a14. Gene Ontology annotation, molecular function: oxidoreductase activity, acting on paired donors, with incorporation or reduction of molecular oxygen; heme binding; monooxygenase activity. The record is from RefSeq and is a predicted model, not a curated record. Bases 143 to 1699 code for a protein of 518 amino acids. The transcript has 5 exons. Lineage: Eukaryota; Metazoa; Arthropoda; Insecta; Hemiptera; Cicadellidae.